CGGCCGGCUCACCUCGGCCCGCGGCGGCUCGGGGCCCUGCGCGGCCACGGGCUGGGGCUGCAGCUGCUGCGCGGGCGCCGGCGGCUCCUUGUUCCGGAGGCUGUCUUCGUCGGGGGCCGCCCGGACCCGGGCCGGGGCCCACAGCAGCGGAAGUAGCAGCAGGAGCGCGAGCAGCCGGGGCGCAGAGGCGCGGCCGCUCCCCGGGGCCGCCGCCAUCCCGCCCCCACCGAGACGGCCGCCGCAGGAGGAAGUGUGGGCGCCGGGAAGCCGCGACCCCGACCCCCUCCGCGGCGCCGCCUACGGACGGCUCGGCACCAUGCGGGAGGUGGCGGUGGCGUCCACGGCCGCCCCGCUCGCGCUUCCCUCUCCCGCAGUGGCCACCCGACCCCGCCAACUGUCUCACGGCGCCCGGCCCCGAGUCCUCCAGGCCCCGCCCCCUGCCCGAGGCGGCCUCCCAUUGGCCCGGCGUCCGCCCCGGCGUCGUGACGUUAUCGGGCAGGUUGAGGUGCGGCUGCUCGCGCGCUCUUCCCAUUGGACGCGGCGCCCCCGGCAGGUACCUUCGCCACGUUCCUCUCUCGCAUCCUCCCCACGCCCCACCCGGUUAGACCCUCUACCGCCCCCGGUACCCACCGGCCCGGGACGGCGCGGCUCCUUACUGCUGCCCCCUCCUGGGUCUUCUGCCCCAAUACCCAGGCCGGCCUUCCCUUCCUCUUUACCUUUUCCAGGUGCCACUUCAGCCCCAGCGCCCUGGUUACAUGGCACACUGGCCGGGAGAACCGCCACAUCUGGCCGGGUCCGCACUCCCGCACUGAUUCUGCAGGCGAUCUACGGAGAAUUAGACUGGCCUCUUCAAACGUUUGGCUUUUGA
This is a messenger RNA of Pipistrellus kuhlii (Kuhl's pipistrelle), 868 nucleotides long. RefSeq names its product wiskott-Aldrich syndrome protein-like. Bases 317 to 868 code for a protein of 183 amino acids. The record is from RefSeq and is a predicted model, not a curated record. The transcript is spliced from 3 exons. NCBI's taxonomy places the organism in Eukaryota, Metazoa, Chordata, Mammalia, Chiroptera, Vespertilionidae.